Messenger RNA from Ixodes scapularis (black-legged tick), 2802 nucleotides. RefSeq names its product terminal uridylyltransferase 7-like. The record is from RefSeq and is a predicted model, not a curated record. NCBI's taxonomy places the organism in Eukaryota, Metazoa, Arthropoda, Arachnida, Ixodida, Ixodidae. Gene Ontology annotation, molecular function: zinc ion binding; RNA uridylyltransferase activity; nucleic acid binding.
AUGACAUCUCGCGGUCAUCCUGUGCAGAGUUCCAAGCGGUUUCCGAGGGCCAUUUUCUACUGCCACUUGUGCCACCGGUACUUCGACGACAACUGGUACGUCAAGAAACACCUGGAGCAAGAGCAGCACCAACUUAGGCUAUUGGUGAGCGAUAUGCGGAUGAACGUCAAGAACAUCCCUCACCCGGUAAAACUCCAGGUCAAGGCAAUCGACACUCUGCUCAAAACUGUGAGCAGAUACGGGCUGACGACGGAGGAGGUUGAGCUGAGAAAAGCAUUUGCCGAGAAGCUGGAGGCCUCCCUUCGUAAUACCCUUCCCGACAUCAAGCUGACCCCCCACGGACCCUCGGUGAACGGUUUCGGCCUGUUCAAUAGCGAAGUGGACCUGGACCUGUCCUCGACCGGCAGAACUGAGGUGGCCGAGCUCCUCGGGGAGCUUUCGGACAAGAUCACCCAAGAUGAGGACAACUUCUCGUCCCCGGAAGGGAAUUUCCUGGCGGAAGCACCCAGACUUCGCUUCGUGGACGGUCCGACAAAUCUCACGUGCGAGAUCAGCCUGAACAACCACAACUCCAUCAAGACAUCGAAGCUGUUGGCGGACUACGCCUCUCUAGAUCCAAGGGUGCAGUCGCUCGGCGUCAUUUUCCGCUACUGGGGACAGGUGUGCCGGCUGGAAAGGAAGGAGAGAGCCCCGCUUCCACUCCACGCGUAUCCAAUCAUGGUCGUCUACUUUCUGCAGCAGUGCAAGCCUCCGGUCGUUCCCGUCCUGCACGAGUUGUUGGGCGGCAGCGACUCGGAGCCCCACCUGUGCGUGAAGGACUCGGAGUGGAAGUGGAAGUCCGCAAACAACCGGAGCUUGGGCGACCUCUGGUGCGAGCUGCUCCGCUUCUACGCAGCAGAGUUCCCAACGGAGAAGCACGUCAUCUGCAUCCGCCGUCUCAAGCCGGUCCUCAUCUCCGAGAAGAAGUGGAACAAGCGCUGCAUCGCCAUCGAAGACCCCUACUCGAGUGAGCGGAACCUCACCUACUCCAUCCCGAACGAGGAUAUGAACCUGUUCCUCAAGCGGGCGCUCCGGGAGUCUGCCAUCUACUUCCACGAGCCACAGGUCACUGUGGCCAUUGACCUGAUCCGCGAGAACAUGCGUGCGUGUCCCCGUUGGUGCGCAGACAACUCGAAGUUUGAGUCGGACUCUGAUUCGGACCAGGAGGAGUCCCAGUUUGGUACUUUGCACGUGCAGACCCUGGACGACGAGAGCGGCUCGGAGUACGGGUCCAAGACCCCAUCCGCAAAACCCCAAAGGCGGAAGGAGGCCUCCACAAUCGCCGGAGCAUCCCAGUUUGUCCGACCCGGCCCCCCGAUGGCCCAGCAGAACAUCCAAAGGUUGUCGAGGCUCUCGAAAGAGGACUUCGACUACCAGUUCACACGCGAGACCCUCUCAAACGGGCGGGAGCCUCAGGUGAUCUGUCCCUUUUGUAUGGAAAAAGGGCACCUGAAGGAGAAGUGUCCAAAUCAGAUCCUGCCGCAACUGGUGGAGCUUCCCCCCAUGACGCGAGGCCACAUCAUGAUCCUCAACGACGUCUGUCUGGAUGUGAUGCGCCAAUGCUCGCCGCGCUCUCAUGAAGAAAAGGACCGCAGCAGGCUCCUUCAUGGGCUGGAGCGCCUAAUCAGAGAGCUGUACACAGAUGCGAGGCUGACACUCUACGGCUCCUCCUGCAAUGGCUUUGGCUUGGCGAGGAGCGAUCUCGACCUGUGUCUGACCUUCGAUAGCAGCAAGGAUGGCAAGGAACUCUGCCACAGCCAGACGAUUCCCGAACUGGCUAGAAAGCUGCGAGCACACCCAGACCUGGCCAGAAUCGUUCCCAUCACCACGGCCAAGGUGCCCAUUGUCAAAUUCUACCACCUUCCCAGCCGGCUAGAGGGCGACAUUAGCCUCUACAACACCCUGGCUCUGCACAACACGAGACUGCUCAAGGUCUACAGCGCCAUCGACGAGAGGGUGCGUGUGCUGGGCUACACGCUCAAACACUUUGCAAAGACCUUCGAUAUCGGAGAUGCGUCACGGGGCAGCCUGUCUUCGUACGCGUACAUCCUGAUGGUGCUGUACUACCUGCAGCAGUGCCAGCCGCCCGUGAUCCCAGUCCUGCAGGAGCUCUAUCCAGAGGGAGACAAGAAGCCAGAGGUGAUCAUUGAAGGAUGGAACGCCUGGUUCUUUGACGAUAUGGACCGCCUGCAGUCGGUGUGGAGCGAGUUCGGCCAGAACAACGAGUCGGUUGGGGAGCUCUGGCUGGGGCUGCUCCGCUUCUACACAGAGGUGUUCGACUUCCGGACCGACGUCGUCAGCAUCCGGCAGCGCGAGCCCAUCACCCGCCUCCAGGAGUCCUGGACGUCGCGCUGCAUGGCCAUCGAGGACCCCUUUAAACUGAACCACAACCUUGGCAGCGGUGUCUCCCGGAAGAUGAACGCCUCCAUCAUGAAUGCCCUGAUCAAUGGUAGGGCGCUGUUCGGGACCCCGUCCCGAAAGCUGCCCACCGCCUACGACAGCUACAUUAGCAGGACGCAUUUGUUAUUUGGCCGACGCCGGCUCGUGGACGGGCAGCCCCCCACCGAGCGGGGUUGCUGGUUCUGCUCAAAGAUCGGCCACCGGGCCAAGGACUGCCCGCGCCGGCACGGUGCCAAUAGCAACGGUAGCCAGAACGACCGGGUGCAGGGAGGUGGCAGCCUCUUGAAGAGAUCGAGCCACUGCGCGUCGGGGAGGGGCCGGGCCCCAAAGGACAACUGGCGCCAGCCCCAGAUUGGCGCGUGA